Temnothorax curvispinosus is the source of this 3316-nucleotide messenger RNA. RefSeq names its product protein no-on-transient A-like. NCBI's taxonomy places the organism in Eukaryota, Metazoa, Arthropoda, Insecta, Hymenoptera, Formicidae. Gene Ontology annotation, cellular component: nucleus. The record is from RefSeq and is a predicted model, not a curated record. The transcript has 9 exons. Gene Ontology annotation, molecular function: RNA binding. The coding region runs from base 146 to 1969 and encodes 607 amino acids. Gene Ontology annotation, biological process: regulation of DNA-templated transcription.
CCCUCGUCGGUCUCUUCGUUGCCGGACGCCAUAGAGUGCGGUCGACUCGUACGUACGGGACGCGUGACGUAGGAGCUUCGGUUCGGUCGAGAGCAGAAAGUGGAGAAUUGGAUUUCACUCACGGCACGCGGGACACGGAGCAACGAUGGCCGGGACGGAGACCCCGAACGUGAAGUCUGAGACGGCGAACGCGCCAGUCGAGAACAGCAGCGAGAAUAUGCGCGAUCGGAACCCGCCCGGCGGCGGCGGCGGCGGCGGCGGUGGCGGCGGUGGCGGAGGAGGCGGUGGCGGCCGCGGACCUCGCGGCCGAAAAGGCGGUACUCGUUUCUCCGGCGGUGGCCGUGGAGGCGGCCCCGGUGGUCCCGGUGGUCCUGGAGGUCCCGGAGGCAGGAACAACGAAGCGAUGAAAAUGAAUGACUCCAUGGAUGGAGGGAUGGAUAAUCCCAUGCCGGAAGGUAUGAGUGGUGGUAUGGGAGGCGGUAUGGGAGGCGGUAUGGGAGGAGGUAUGGGAGGCGGUAUGGGUGGCGGAAUGGGUGGCGGUAUGGGCAUGGGUCGCGGUGGUGCAAUGCGAGGAGGUGGCAGAGGUGGUCGCGGUGGCGGCGACAGAAACAUGGCCAGUAGAUCGCAAGACGAUCGACUAAUGGAACGCGUUAUGUCUAUCAGUGGGCCUACUCAUGAGCUUCCACCACAGGAUACGACAGAGAAGAAGUUCAGUGGCCGAAAUCGUUUGUACGUUGGAAAUUUGACAAACGACGUGACCGAAGAAGAAAUACAGAAUAUGUUCCAAAAAUAUGGAGAAAUAUCCGAGCUGUUUGUGAACAAAGAGAAAAAUUUUGCUUUUCUCAGACUGGAUUAUAAAGCAAAUGCUGAUACAGCUAAGCGCGAACUAGAUGGUUCAAUGCGCAAAGGGCGUGCGCUGAAGGUACGCUUCGCCCCUCAUUCAUCGACAAUCAAAGUAAAGAAUCUUACAACUUGGACAUCCAACGAACUCCUUGAGAGAGCCUUCAGUGUAUUUGGCGAAAUCGAGCGUGCGAUAGUUAAAGUUGACGAUAGAGGUAAAACUACUGGCGAAGGAAUUGUUGAGUUUUGCCGGAAACCAUCUGCUCAGUUAGCUCUGAGAAAAUGCACGGAGGGUUGCUAUUUCGUUACGGCUUCCCUUCGACCAGUAGUUGUUGAGCCAUUUGAGCAACAAGAUGAUGUGGACGGCUAUCCCGAUAAAAAUUUACCACGCAAGAAUCCAGAAUUUUUCAAAGCACGUGAGAUUGGACCACGCUUCGCGCAAGUAGGCAGCUUUGAGCACGAGUACGGUACGAGAUGGAAGCAGUUGCACGAAUUAUACAAGCAGAAGGAAGAAGCACUUAAACGGGAAAUGGCGAUGGAAGAAGAAAAACUGGAAGCUCAAAUGGAAUUCGCCCGAUAUGAACACGAGACGGAACUUCUGAGAGAACAACUGCGAAUGCGCGAGGCGGAUCGCGAAAGACAAAAGAGAGAAUGGGAAAUGAAGGAGCGACAAGCCGAAGAGCAGAGAACUCGCGAAGAGGAAUUAAGACGACGCCAACAAGAAGAAAUGGCGAUACGUAUCAGGAGGCAGGAAGAGGAAUUGCAUAGACGUCAACAGGAAAACAAUUUGUUUAUGCAGGAACAGGCAAUUCGCAGUGGCGGCGGCGGCGGCGGCGGCGGCAAAAAUUAUGAUUCUGUCAGUAACAAUGAUCGUGAUGGAUAUGGUCAACCUGAUGGUGGAAGCGGCAUGCCAGUGGACCCGAAGUCAUUUAUGGACGCGUACAAUAUGGAUCGCGGUAGUCGAGGGGGUUAUAACGAUGAUCGUGGGCAAAUAAUGGAUUUAAUGGACAUGAGGGUUGACAUGGGUAAUAUGGGCGGUGGUCGUGGAGGUAGCGGUGGUAGUGGACGUUGGCAAGGAAAUGAUCGAAAUCGCCCGGAUGAUUAUCCUAGCAAACGCCGACGAUAUUAAACAUGCGCAGUACAAAGUCUUACUUCGCUGAUUUCUUGACACUCUGCAAAUCGUACUAUGUCCUUCGUUCAUUUCUCACUUUUAUAUUACUUGUUUGAUCUUGAUAAUUAACGAGGCAGUGGGGAAAGAAUAGUGUUGAGAAAAUCGAAUAUUAUUUACAAGCAUAAUAUUGGACAUCGAUGGCAGUAAUAUACCGAUUUGAGAUACUCGACCUGCGAAUGAAAAAUGCGUGAGAGUUUGGACUUAAAACACAAGUUAAUGUUUUGAUACCUUGACGGAUUCUGUGUCCUCCAGAUGACAUUUCUUCUCGAGCAUGUAUUUCGAUUGAAUAUCAAUAAUGAUAAAGAUGGUGUUAUUAAAAAAACAAAUUAACGUCAUCAGCUUGUACGUUUUAGAAAUCUGCUUAAAUUGCUGUUUCUACGUUGAGAUUUAUGCAAAAUAUCAUCAAUUGAAAAGCAAUAUUUAACAUACCCGAUAUUUUAUUGGACACAAUUUAUUCCGCAUUUUCAUCUUCUACUCGAAUCAUGACUUAAACAUCACAAAUUUGAAUCUUACUUCAUAAUUAAUAUGUGUAUUUUGUAUUUGACAUAUAAAUUUUAACGAAAUAUUGCAUAAAUGCCCAUAAAUAUUAGACUCGUCAAGUAUAGAAUCAUGAAUAAUUUAAAUUUUCAUAUUUCAUUUAUAUUACAAAUAUGAGAUACAUACUUUUACUACGAAGUGAGAUUCAACGUUACAAUUUAUUUAAAGAUCUUGGGAAAUGUGAAUGAUAUUAAGAUAACAAUAUAAUUUUUUGUUUUGCAAUAUGUUUUUGUUCUGAAUAUCAUAGCUUUAUAAAAAAAUUCGUUCAUUCUAAAUUUGUACUGUACCAUUUUUAAUCAUUCUUUCGAUAACCAUACUAUACAUUAUUUAUUAUUGAGAGAAAGCUAUAAUUUAAUAUUUUUUGUUAACUUUGAAAGAUUGCACUUUCCUUACUUAUUAUUUUAUACUCUUUACCUGAAUUAUGAAAAUAUCAAUGUAUAAGCGACGACGCAAAGACGUCGUAACUAGAAUUUAAUUUUUCAAUCAAGAUUUACAAUACUUGGUUUAUCUUGAAAAUUAGUAUUGUGCUGUACGCCGAGCUAUGCCGAGUGUGGUGGUUGCAUCGUGAUAUGCAAACUUAUCAGUUUUUAAAUAUUCAACAGUAAUUACUUAGUAUAUAAGUUAUUAUACAUACAUAUAUAUAAAUAUAUAUAUACAUAUAUACGCAGUGCUAUCUGCAGACAUAAUAUUCAAUACUUUGUGAAGAAUCUUAAUCUAUCUAUAGCAGCGUGAUUAAAAAAAAAUAAAGGUAUAUAAUACACAAACUUA